Perognathus longimembris pacificus (Pacific pocket mouse) is the source of this 812-nucleotide messenger RNA. Its product is annotated as serine/arginine-rich splicing factor 10-like. Lineage: Eukaryota; Metazoa; Chordata; Mammalia; Rodentia; Heteromyidae. Gene Ontology annotation, molecular function: RNA binding. The transcript has a single exon. The record is from RefSeq and is a predicted model, not a curated record. Bases 27 to 812 code for a protein of 261 amino acids.
CCGGGCGGAGACUUCACGCAGCCGGCAUGUCUCGCUACUUGCGUCCCCUAAACACAUCUCUGUUCAUCAGGAAUGUGGCGGAUGACACCAGGUCUGAAGAUUUGCGGCGUGAAUUUGGUCGCUGUGGUCCUAUAGUUGAUGUGUAUGUCCCACUUGAUUUCUACACUCGACGUCCAAGAGGAUUUGCUUAUGUUCAAUUUGAGGAUGUUCGUGAUGCUGAAGAUGCUUUACAUAAUUUGGACAGAAAACGGAUUUGUGGGCGUCAAAUCGAAAUACAGUUUGCACAGGGAGAUCGGAAGACACCAAAUCAGAUGAAAGCUAAGGAAGGGAGAAAUGUGUACAGCUCUUCACGCUAUGAUGACUAUGACAGAUACAGACGUUCUAGAAGCCGAAGUUAUGAGAGGAGGAGAUCAAGAAGUCGGGCUUUUGAUUACAACUAUAGAAGAUCUUAUAGUCCUAGAAAUAGACCGACUGGAAGACCACGGCGUAGCCGAAGCCAUUCCGGCAAUGAUAGAUUCAAACACCGAAAUCGAUCUUUUUCAAGAUCUAAAUCCAAUUCAAGAUCACGGUCCAAGUCCCAGCCCAAGAAAGAAAUGAAGGCUAAAUCACGUUCUAGGUCUGCAUCUCACACCAAAACUAGAAGCACCUCUAAAACAGAUUCCAAAACACAUUAUAAGUCUGGCUCAAGAUAUGAAAAGGAAGCAAGGAAAAAAGAACCACCUAGAUCCAAAUCUCAGUCGAGAUCACAGUCUAGGUCUAGGUCAAAAUCUAGAUCAAGGUCGUGGACUAGUCCUAAAUCCAGUGGCCACUGA